CGCAUCCUCUCUUCGACAGAGACAACCCAAUCUAGCAAAAUGUACAAGAUUACUUUCUUCCUCGCCACCCUCGCCCUGGCUGCUGCCAAGCCCAGCAUUGCCCCAGCUGCCGUCGUAGCCCCAGCUCCACUAGUGGCUGCCCCUGCUCCACUAGUCGCUGCCCCUGCUCCAUUCGUCACCGCCUCAAGCUCACAAUACAUCUCCAGAAACUACAACGGGGUCUACGCUGCCGCUCCAUUAGUAGCUGCACCCGUAGCUGCGCCCCUAGUGGCUCCUGCUGCUAAAAUUGUUGCUCCUGCCCCAGUCGUAGCAGCAGCUGCUCCACUUGUAGCCCCAGCAGCGAGAUUCGUUGCCCCAGCUGCAUAUGCCCCUGCUGCGUACGCUGCAGCUCCUGCUUUCGCCUACGCUCGGUAUGCUGAGCCCUUCGCGCCUUAUUACGCCGCUCCUGCCCCCAUUGUCGCCCUUAAAUGAGCCAAAUCAAGACUGAUAUAGAC
Molecule: messenger RNA, 494 nt
Organism: Ostrinia furnacalis (Asian corn borer)
Lineage: Eukaryota; Metazoa; Arthropoda; Insecta; Lepidoptera; Crambidae
Gene: CPH21
Exons: 2
Coding region: 40-471 (143 amino acids)
Source: RefSeq, a predicted model, not a curated record